Molecule: messenger RNA, 427 nt
Organism: Staurois parvus
Lineage: Eukaryota; Metazoa; Chordata; Amphibia; Anura; Ranidae
Source: the annotation of a GenBank genome assembly
GGUUAACUGUGUGCUGUUUCACAGUAUGCUGUCGCCACCGUACUAUGUCCACAGUCUCUGGUCAUCUCCUGUACUAUGUCUGCAGUCUCUGGUCAUCUCCUGUACUAUGUCCGCAGUCUCUGGUCUUCUCCUGUACUGUGUCCGCAGUCUCUGGUCAUCUCCUGUACUAUGUCCGCAGUCUCUGGUCAUCUCCUGUACUAUGUCCGCAGUCUCUGUCAUCUCCUGUACUGUGUCCGCAGUCUCUGGUCAUCUCCUGUACUGUGUCUGCAGUCUCUGGUCAUCUCCUGUACUGUGUCCGCAGUCUCUGGUCAUCUCCUGUACUAUGUCCGCAGUCUCUGAUCAUCUCCUGUACUAUGUCCGCAGUCUCUGAUCAUCUCCUGUACUAUGUCCGCAGUCUCUAGUCAUCUCCUGUACUAUGUCCGCUGUC